UAUAUUUUGGUGAUGGUGGACCCAGAUGCACCAUCUGCCAACCGACCGUCAAAAAGAUUUUGGAGACAUUGGCUCCUUGAAUUGCUAUCUGGAUCAAUGUUAACAGGAAGUGUGUUAACAGCAUACCAGGGCCCAAUGCCGCCAGAGAGAUCCGGCCUGCACAGGUAUCAAUUCUUCCUCUUCAGACAGCCAUCCACAUUCAAGGAUAGGUUUGAAGUGAAGGAAGAGGAUUGGGAUGCUGUGGGAAGAGAAAGAUGGGAUCUAGAUGAGUUUGUAGUGAAGUAUGAUUUGUGUGGACUGCUGGCGGCCUCCUAUCAGUACUCAGCGUCCAGGAAUUAA
Messenger RNA from Helobdella robusta, 339 nucleotides. RefSeq lists its product as hypothetical. The transcript has 3 exons. The annotation marks the transcript as partial. The record is from RefSeq and is a predicted model, not a curated record. Lineage: Eukaryota; Metazoa; Annelida; Clitellata; Rhynchobdellida; Glossiphoniidae.